This is a messenger RNA of Poecilia latipinna (sailfin molly), 1423 nucleotides long. RefSeq names its product rho guanine nucleotide exchange factor 2-like. Gene Ontology annotation, molecular function: microtubule binding. Gene Ontology annotation, biological process: positive regulation of neuron differentiation; regulation of Rho protein signal transduction; cell morphogenesis. Bases 690 to 929 code for a protein of 79 amino acids. The transcript is spliced from 2 exons. The record is from RefSeq and is a predicted model, not a curated record. Lineage: Eukaryota; Metazoa; Chordata; Actinopteri; Cyprinodontiformes; Poeciliidae. Gene Ontology annotation, cellular component: cytoskeleton; ruffle membrane.
UUGCUGCCGGAAGGCGGCGUCUCCUGUGCGUUUUGUGUGAUGGCGGGUUGUCAUGGUGACAGCGGCAGUGGCCGUCAUUGAUCCAGAUCUGCGGUGAUCAGUUAUUGUUUAUCUCGUGGUUACGCUGCAGCUCCGUCAUUUCUUUGUGUCUGAGCGGAGCCGGUGGAGGUUCGGGUCGUUCACCGGCGCUGCUCGCUGCGCUUCGGGGCGGGCGGGGUCGGAUCCUUCACUUCCACGUCACUCGGUUGUCUGUUGUCCAUGCCUCUGCCGGAGGGCGGAGCUAAUCGAUCCGGAGCGGAGACCGUUUGAUCAUCAGUCACGUGACUUCUAGUGACGCUCUGACUGGCUGGUGUGGGUCAUGUGACUUAGUGACACGUUGUCAUAGAGACUAACCCCACCCAAAACGUCGACUGCGCUGCUCCAGCUCCAGAAACGAGUGCUCUCCUAGAUGUGUCGGUAGGCGGGGCCUAAGCUACGAGCAGGGACGGGAUUAGCCGAAUGCGGCGGCAGCGGGCUGCGCUCUGAUUGGUCAGAAGUACAGAGAAGAUCUGUCUAUCAGACUCAAGCCCCGCCCCCUACACAGACGGCGGAGCGCUCCGGACCGGGACCAGAACCUCCGGACUUUGUGGCUUAGAGUGAGAGAGACUGACCCGGAUCAUCGGAACCAAUCGGAACCGAUUUGCGGCUCGAUGUCCCGGCUGCUGGAGAGCCGGAGGGAGAAGGACCGGAUGAAGGAGAGCAGCCUGAAGAUCAAGGAGAAGGAGCGGCUGAAGGAGACAAGAGAGCGGGAGGCGCGCUCCAGCAGCGGCCACCUGUUCACCUCGCUCAGCGUAUCGGCCACUACGCUCUGCUCCUCCUGCAACAAGAGCAUCACAGCCAAGGAGGCGCUCAGCUGCCCAGGUAACUGUGUGACCACCAGGAACAGUUGAACCUCAGUAACUCAGUAAUCUAACUGCCCCCAACCCCCAGUUCAGAAAAAUGUCCUCACUGUCCACAAGAACCUCAACUUGUGGGUGGAGGUGGUGAAGUUGGUUCUCUCUAUGCACUAUGGGCCAGUACACACUCAGCCAUUUUGUUGUUCAGUAAUGACAUCAGUUUUUCCACUCAUGAUGUCAUUACUGCACCAAAAUAUACACACAGCUGUUAUACUUCUGCUAAAGUGUGUGUCUGUGUUUUGGUUUUUCUCACGUUGUAAGACCCAUUUUUCUGUUGUGAGGACCCACUGCUCCUUAUGGGCCCCAAAGCCUGGGACCCAUAAGGAGAGCUACUGUUCUAGGGUCAGAGGUCAGGAUUAGGACUGAGGUGUGAGUUGAGUCAAUGCAAAGUCCUUAUGAAGAUAGAAAGGUGUGUGUCCAUAGUGCAUAGAGAGGACCAACUUCACUUUCAGAAUCAGAAUUUAAUGCACGACAUUUACAAAAAACAG